This is a messenger RNA of Oldenlandia corymbosa var. corymbosa, 2817 nucleotides long. Lineage: Eukaryota; Viridiplantae; Streptophyta; Magnoliopsida; Gentianales; Rubiaceae. The record is from the annotation of a GenBank genome assembly.
CUUGGAAGAAGUAAAACUUCACCUGGAUAAAUAAAAAAAAAAAACUCAAAACCAUUCAAGAUUUUCAAAAUUCAAAACCGCAAAGGCCGGCACCAACAUAUCACUCUCCCCAUCUCACAUGUUGACUCCACAUCUUUUUUUCUUUUUUCUUUUGUAUAGUAGUAAACUAAUAAUAAAAAUAUGAUCAAAAAUAACACAAUAAAAAGGAUUAAUCAACUACUUUGUCGGGUUAAUAAACAGGGCAAUGUGCACUUAUAUUCAAUUCCAAAACCAUUAAAGACGCCAUAGUUCCAAUUUGGAAAUUACGGAGAUCCCGAUUUCCUAACUCUGUGAUUCAGACCAAACCCAUCAUUUUCAUCUCUCUUUAAAUACUCAAGAAAUCGACAUUGAAGAAUUUGUCAAACUCCCAAGUGUUUGAAUCCUAACUUUCACCUACUUUUUCAGAUAAGGGGGGCAGGCAGGUCUUAACUCUGUGGCGUCAUUGAUUAGUUGAGCAUUUACACUAUUGUAGCAGCAAGAUCAUCUGAAAAAAAAAAAAAUCCCUUCUUUCUUUUCUUCCUUCUUUUUUCUGCUUUUUCAGAGAUUCAUUUUUUCUGGGAUCAGUUCAAAGAUUCAUCAUGUCCUCCAUCCUAGGCGGCAGCAGCAGCAGCAGUACUGGGAAUAUGGGAUCAUCACCAUUUUUCCAUGAAUUCAAGAAACAGGCUUCUUUCUUCCUCAAGGAGAAGAUCAAGACUGCCAGAUUAGUUCUUACUGAUGUCACUCCAAUUCAGUUGUAAGUCUUUCUUUUCUCUUGUCCAAUUAAUCUCUGAGAUUAUUAUAAGUGAUUGUUGUUUAUCUGGGUUGUCUGAUGUUGGUACUGUAUACUAGUAUUCAAAUAUGGUGGUAUGCUUUGUUGUUUUCAAACAGGUUGACUGAGGAAGCUACAAAUGGAAAUCCAGGGGUUCCAGACACUCGUACCUUGAAGAUGAUAUCAAAGGCUGCUUUUGAAAUCGAUGAUUACUGGAGAAUUGUGGACAUCUUGCACAAGAGGUUCUUCCUCAGAUCUUGUUUUCACCAUUCUUGUUAUUUGUGUUGAUAAAAAGGACAUCAGAAAAUAGUAGUGUAUGUAUGUGUAUUGUCUAAUCAUACACUAUUAGAAAAAGAUACACACACAGUGAAUCACCGAAAUGAAGACUUAAUUGCUGUAAAAAUUAAAAAGUUGCAAUUUUUGGCAUGUUUUUCCUUACACUGAUGUUGUUUGGUUCAGAUUGAUGAGUUUUGAUAGAAAAAGUUGGAGGGUAUCAUACAAGGCAAUGAUUGUGUUAGAACACUUGUUGACUCAUGGACCCGAGAGGGUUGCUGAGGAGUUUCAAGUUGAUAUUGAUGGUAUUAAAGAAACAGGGGAUUUGCAAUACGUUGAUGAGAAAGGAUUCAAUUGGGGUCUUCAAGUAAGGAGAAAAUCUGAGAAGAUUUUGGAGCUGCUUGAGAACCGGGCUCUUCUCAAAGAAGAGCGCAACAGAGCCAGGUCUAUAACACGAGGAAUUCAAGGUUUUGGCAGCUUUUCUGUUAGGAGCUCUUCUUCUUCUUCUUCAGAUGAUCAAGUAGUUCUCCAGGAAAUAGAAUCAUCAACCCUCAAGUCAUUUGCAAAGUGCAAUUCUCAAUUUCACGAGCAUGGAAAUGAGAAAGAGAACAUUUCGUUGUUCGAUUAUAGCGAUGCCACCAACGGAAAGCUGAAGGAAAAACAGGAGAACAACAGUGAGAACCCAGUUUCUCUGCACAAAUUAUAUGAUGAAGGGAAACUUGGAAAUGAGAAUACUCUUACAAGUUUUAAGGAAAACCGGACCCCAAAGGGCUUGGACGAGGAAUGGGAUACAGCAGAUGAGUCGAACGCACUUUUGAGUAAUAAUCAGAAAGAUGGAGAUUCCAGGUUAAUGAUACAGGGUAUCUCCUUCGAAGAUGAUGAUGAUCAUCCUUUUAAUCUCGGUGAGCAGUUAAACAAAAAAGUUUCAUUGCUCUCAACAAAUGAUCGCGUCCUUCGAGCAUUCUGAUAAUAAGUAGUACGAAUAAUUGUAGGAACUCUGCCCUUGCUUCACUUACCACCCCUUGUGGUUUUACAAGCAGAAAAUUCAGUUUAUUUUUUGAAGUUGUAUUCAUGUUGUCUACAGAUUGGCAGUGAUGAUGUUUGGUUGAAUUGUUGACUAUGCACUAAUAAAAUUAGUCACUUGCCAGCUCUUAUACUAUUUGCUUAACUUCCAGGAUGAUCAACAACAACAUCUGUUAUCAUAUUCUCACCUGUUUAUAUCUGUUAUGUUCCCCAACCCUAACUUCUAAGCCAUAUACCGUUCUCGGUGUCUCUAUUGCCAUCCCUUUCAAUGAAAACUGGAGCAAAUUUGCCAGAAAGAACAACUGCAUUAUAGAACCUCAGCACCCAGCAGACUCAACUUUUUCAGUCUUGUUUAAUGACCCGCUCACACGAGUAAUUCACAAGACUGGGGCCUUGUGAAAAUUCAUCAAUAAUCUAGAGGAUAAACUGAGGCUUUAGAAGAUACUAAUGAUUAUUAGCUUUUGCGGCCUCUCUGCGAAGAACUAACUAAUGAUUAGAAGCUUUUGCCAAGUUUUGGGGACCAAGCUUAUCAUCUGUUUUCAAGAUAUCUGAGAAUUGGAAAUGAACUUAAGACUCCCAAUUCACCACCCUGUUUUCAGUGUGCCACGGACUCUCCUGGAAAUGCAUUUUCUUCUAGUUUAAGAACUUCCAGAUGUGUGGGGAAGCUUUUCUCUGAUGGAACAUUCGUCAUUGGUCAUCAAUGUCAUCACAGCCUCGCAGGAACUAACUGAGUG